AUGGCCAAGAAUCUCGAAAACGUCCACCACCACUUGAUGGAAGUUGCCAAGGAAUCCCAGCGUCUCUCUCACAAGAAGUACACAGCCGAUGAUGUCCGCAUGCUCCAGGAGAAGCUUGCUGAUAUUGAUGCCAAGUACAAGAAUGGGGUAUAUGAUGACGUGGACAAGAGCAUGCAAGCCGAUGUCUACGAAACCGAAGGUCAAGCCCAGGUGGCUGACGAAUUAGAGAGAAUUCAUCAAACUCUUCAUGUGAUGCUUACCCGUAUUGAUACUUAUAACUAA
This is a messenger RNA of Radiomyces spectabilis, 282 nucleotides long. RefSeq lists its product as uncharacterized. The transcript is spliced from 2 exons. The coding region runs from base 1 to 282 and encodes 93 amino acids. The record is from RefSeq and is a predicted model, not a curated record. Lineage: Eukaryota; Fungi; Mucoromycota; Mucoromycetes; Mucorales; Radiomycetaceae.